Messenger RNA from Candidula unifasciata, 1425 nucleotides. NCBI's taxonomy places the organism in Eukaryota, Metazoa, Mollusca, Gastropoda, Stylommatophora, Geomitridae. The record is from the annotation of a GenBank genome assembly.
AUGGCGGUUCCGCCACCAGACCAAGUGUGUAUCAUGGACCAAGGCCAAGGAGAAGAGACUCCUUCUCCACGCUGUCUGCAGCAUUGUCUCUCCCCUACUACUCUUGCGGUACGUUUGGAAAGCGAUGAUGGCAUUGAUUGCUAUGGGAAUGAAAGAGAGGUGCUUACAGAACAAGGCAGGUUCUACAACAACAGACUCUUAAGUGAUGUGAUUCUUCAAGUAGAGGGGGACAAGUAUUUUGCCCAUAAACUGGUUCUAGUCAGGGCUUCUCAAGUUUUUGAACGCAUGUUCACAAGUAAGCAGUGGGAUACUCACAAAGAAAAGGAAAUCAAACUAGUCGAAGAGAGCAUGUGUGUGGCCGUCUUCCCCAGGUUUCUUAACUUUUUGUACAGCUGCCAUGUAAAAUUGAAUAUAGAAAACACACUUCCUGUGCUCAUUUUAGCCGACAAAUACAAUGUGACAGACUUACGUACGGUUUGCUUGGAUUUUGCUUGUUUCUACAUAAUUCCAAAAGUUCAGCUGAAAGAUGUAUUCCAUGUAUGGUUCCAAUAUGCCACCAAAUGUUACCAUCACAGUCUGACAAAAUCCUGUGUUCAGGCACUGGCCUUGAAGAUGGAUGAGAUUAUCAACUCUCUAGAGUGGGAGGCAGAAUGGCUGAGUCUGGACAAAGAUCAACUGAUAGAAAUCCUUAACUCUUCAUGUCUGGUGGUUAAAGAUGAGUACGAUCUGUGGCUGGCUGUGAUCAAGUGGUUGACACACCACAGAGAAUCAAAGCAGUUGGCUGGUAAAGAGUUUGAAGCCAUCCUGGUGCAUGUGAUGGAGUCCAUGAGGUUUCCAAUGAUGACACCAGACCAGCUGAGUCAGGCAGAAACCCAUCCUCUGGUUGAGCAGCACAAAGAACUGUUCCAGUUAUCAUUCCUCUUGGCAUACAAAUAUCAUGCUCUUCCCCUAUCCACCAGGGCACGCACAAAAGAGUUCGCUAGCAGGUCAUUCUUGCUGCGAAACUACUCCAGUCUGCGCUGGGACAAGCGUAUUAUUAUCCCCCGCCUUUCUUCGGUGCAGAAAGGUUCAGAGGUCAGUGUCAGAUUCUCAACCAGGGCUUCAUCCUUCCCAGCACAGACCUGGGAGUGGGAGCUGAAGGUUCACCCGAAGGGAUCAGCCAGCAACCAGGAAGAUUUCAGAAUCCUGCUGCACUCCAAUGUCAUACUAGAACAGCCUCGAGCUGUGGAGUACUACCUAGCAUUAGUUAACAGCCAGCAGCUCCUCCAUUCAGUCAGUGGAAGAAAGAGCUUUUCCAAGGCUCGCUACUCCUCUGACACCGAGAUGGAGAAGAAAGUGUCUGUGAGUGAACUGUUUCAGCCAAAUUCUCCGUUUUUGGUGGAUGAUUCUUUAAUCCUGCAGAUUUGUCUCAAGCCAGCUGACUAG